AUGGAGAUCGACCCCAGCCGGAGGAACAAAAAGCCCCGCCCUCUCCUAGAAUCCGAGCGCGAGAGGUUGGAUGAGUUCAUUGACUCUAUCCACUACUCAGCGAGAUAUUCCGAUGACCAAUUCGAAUACCGCCAUGUCCAGCUGCCCAAAAAUAUGCUGAAAAAGAUCCCCGCCGACUACUUUGACAGUUCAAAAGGCACACUGAAAUUAUUAUGGGAAGAGGAAUGGCGGGCUCUUGGUAUCACACAGGUACGCGAUGUUGCGCCUCUGGCGAAUCCACGUCUAACCGCAUUCAUAGAGCCUGGGCUGGGAACAUUAUGA
Messenger RNA from Aspergillus mulundensis, 321 nucleotides. RefSeq names its product cyclin-dependent protein kinase regulatory subunit CKS1. The coding region runs from base 1 to 321 and encodes 106 amino acids. The transcript is spliced from 2 exons. The record is from RefSeq and is a predicted model, not a curated record. Gene Ontology annotation, cellular component: SCF ubiquitin ligase complex; cyclin-dependent protein kinase holoenzyme complex. Gene Ontology annotation, biological process: regulation of mitotic cell cycle. NCBI's taxonomy places the organism in Eukaryota, Fungi, Ascomycota, Eurotiomycetes, Eurotiales, Aspergillaceae. Gene Ontology annotation, molecular function: cyclin-dependent protein serine/threonine kinase activator activity; histone binding; ubiquitin binding.